AUGGUCCCCCUCCCGCUACUCAUCCUGCUGCUGGCCGCCGUGGUCAUAGGCGCGCCUGCGCUUCAACCUGCGCCUGGCAUCCGUGUUAGUGAAAGCAAAUGCGUCCACGGAUCGCCGACAAAGACGGAGAACUACGACAUCCAGUACCAGGAGGUCAAGCCGCCAUCCGGCAACGGCAGCCAUGACUUCAUCGUCGACCCGUCUUGGCGCAAGCGUCACUCCACCCUCGGAAGCAGCGUUCAAAUGUCGAUGGGAAAUCCCUCUCUAUCGUAUGGAGAGUUCAAGUGCCAGUACUCCUGCGGCGGCAUACCAGGCUGCGUCUCCUUUGCGGGAUACGAAAGUGGGAUCCCCAUCAUUCCCCCACGACGCGGCGCAUCUUUGCUGACCCAGGGCAUAGGCACGGUGACUGGCUCAAAAAAGUUUGAGUGCUAUGUCUUCGACUCUCUCAUCAAGCCCAGAAACCUCGUUCUGGCACCCGACCCUAAAGAUGGCGUGAUGACGCACGCGUACAACAGACUUUGCGACGACAAGUAG
Messenger RNA from Hirsutella rhossiliensis, 534 nucleotides. RefSeq lists its product as uncharacterized. Lineage: Eukaryota; Fungi; Ascomycota; Sordariomycetes; Hypocreales; Ophiocordycipitaceae. Bases 1 to 534 code for a protein of 177 amino acids. The transcript has 3 exons. The record is from RefSeq and is a predicted model, not a curated record.